AGAGAAAGCCAACCCAUUCGUUCCAGGCCUCUCUCUAUAAAUAAGCUCCGCUUGACUUCCUUGCAGCAUAUAACACGGCGAGGGGAACAAUGGCGAGUUCUCUCAAGCUCUUCUUGGCCGCUGCUCUUCUUCUUUGCAUCAUUACUGGAGUUCGUGCAGGCCGAGGAGCAUCAUGCAGCCCAUCUGACAUUACCAUAUCUCAGACGAGGACAGGAGGCAUCGUCGAAGGGAAGCCGGAGUACGAGGUGAUGGUGAGCAACAACUGCAAGUGUUUGCAAUCCCAGGUGCUGCUGCAGUGCUACGGCCUGAGUAGCGUCGAGCCGGUCAACCGCCUUGCCAUCAGGCCGGUGGAUGAGGAGAGGUGUAUCGUCGGUGAUGGUCGGCCGAUCUCGAGAAGGACGCCGGUCAAGUUCAAGUAUGCAUGGAUGACACCCCAAGACUUCCCUGUGAUCAGCACUCGAAUCCAGAACUGCCACUGAAGAAAGACUAUGCUCCUUCUGUUCAUGAUCUUUUUCUUUUUACUGUAGCAAAGGGAUGAAAACCUGUCCUUUUGAAUUGGUAAUGCAUAGCUGUAAAAUGCAGCAAGAGGAGGCUCGCGACAAGUCCAAAAA
Musa acuminata AAA Group (dessert banana) is the source of this 611-nucleotide messenger RNA. RefSeq lists its product as uncharacterized. The coding region runs from base 90 to 479 and encodes 129 amino acids. Lineage: Eukaryota; Viridiplantae; Streptophyta; Magnoliopsida; Zingiberales; Musaceae. The record is from RefSeq and is a predicted model, not a curated record. The transcript is spliced from 2 exons. Gene Ontology annotation, biological process: cell fate determination.